AUGGGCUUCCAACGAAAUGCAAGUGAUUUGUGCCUCUAUAAAAGUCGUCAUCAAGAUCCAUUAUUCAUUGUAGCCGUUUAUGUUGAUGAUAUUCUUCUAGCAACUAAAAGCAAGAAGAGAAUGGAAGUAAAACGAACUCAUGAAUCUCAAUUUCAAGUAAAAGAUUUGGGAGACCUGCAUUAUCUAUUGGGAGUUACUGUGACACAAAAUGAAGAAAUUAAGUCUGUUUGGUUAGGACAACCAAUGUAUAUUAGUACUCUUCUGCACCAUUUCGGUUUGCAGGAUUCGAAGCCUGUUGCUACACCAGUGAGCAGUGGUUUAAAGAUGAUGAAAGCAACUGCCCAGGAUGAACUAGUCAAUACCAGGGCCAUAGCAAGUGGUACCGCCGGUAAAUACAAUCAGUACUGGGUACUUGCUUUGUAUAUUCCAAUACUUUAUCACUCGCAUCUCGAGUAG
This is a messenger RNA of Amphimedon queenslandica, 456 nucleotides long. RefSeq lists its product as uncharacterized. The coding region runs from base 1 to 456 and encodes 151 amino acids. The record is from RefSeq and is a predicted model, not a curated record. The transcript is spliced from 2 exons. NCBI's taxonomy places the organism in Eukaryota, Metazoa, Porifera, Demospongiae, Haplosclerida, Niphatidae.